This is a messenger RNA of Acanthopagrus latus (yellowfin seabream), 2776 nucleotides long. RefSeq lists its product as uncharacterized. The transcript is spliced from 5 exons. Lineage: Eukaryota; Metazoa; Chordata; Actinopteri; Spariformes; Sparidae. Bases 129 to 2546 code for a protein of 805 amino acids. The record is from RefSeq and is a predicted model, not a curated record.
CCCCGCCUUUAAUUUCAAAUUGACAAAUUCCCUGAAAGCGAUUGUCAGUGGAUAUCUUCUUUAGACAUGUGAGUACACCUGUUUGAAAUCUUGCAAGAAAGAACCAAACAGUUACUUCUUUGUCAAAAAUGGAGGGAUCUACCAUGCAGCAUUCUUUUGGUCUGGGCCCUCGAAGUCCAAACCCACCACAUGGAGCUCAGCAGGCCCAGGGAACUGGACCUCCAGGAGCUGCACGUCCUGAGGAGCAGCCCCAGCAGCAGCAGCACCACAAACCUUUCUUCUACAUACAGCCCUUGCAGCCAUACAUGCCCAUGCAGAGUAUGCAAUGGCCCGUGCCGAUGCCAAUGCCCGUGUCCUACAACCCGUACUACAACUACCCUGGUUUAGGUUAUGGCAUGCCAAUGAUGCCCAACUAUCAGCCAAAUCCAUACAUGGAGCCACCUGGCUUUGUCAUACCCCACACCCACCUCCAUCUGAUGGACUACAGGCGCAUGCUCAACCCUCAGUACUACCAGACGAUGGCCUACCACUCCCGCAGGUUCCGCUACCAGCACAACAGCCAGACGAGAGAAAUGACCAGCUCUGAGGUUCAAACUGAACCACUUUCUGCGACACAGAGGACUAGCACUCCAAGUUCCAGCAAAGUUGAGGCCUCCCGUGGCAGCCCCGGUGUCCCCACCAGUCAGCCGCUCUCUCCAGCCUUGGUAUUGCGGAAGUUGGAUCAUUCUCUGGAGGUGAAGGAUGUGGUGCCCCCUUCCACCAGCACCACCAGGAUGACACCAAAGGGCAACUUCGUGAUCCAGACAGAGGAAGUCAGGAUUGAAUGCUGCACUACACCAGGAGGACUACAAGUCCUGCACUCUCACGAGACUGCAGAAGUUUCCCAUGGCUUUUCCCAGGAUAUGGUCCAAUGUAGCUCCAUCCUCCAGGGUGGUGUCCUGCAGGAUAAAGGACUGUGCCUUCCAGCAGACGAGUCUGAGCACUCGCUCCAGUCCUGUCCUGACAUCCUGUUAGUAGGGACGCCCAGCAGCAGCGAGGCGAUCCCUGCCCUGGAGGAGUCGAAAAACCAGACGGACAACCGAGAAGCAGCUCCAGCUCAUGGCGAGGCUCAGGAGAUGAGCGGUGAGAAAGAUCUGACGCCCAAGAAUUUUCAGUUCAGAGCCGUCCACAUGCCCUAUGACCCAAAGUACCUGGAUGAGCUGAGGAAGAUGGAGUCCACAGUCUGGUCGAUGGAGGACACUUUGAUUCCCUCCCCUGAAUCGCUGUUGCAAAAUGACCAAACGGAGUCUCAUGAUGAAGAAGCUGAAGUGCCCUCAGCAGAUGUGCUGACGGUCAUAGAGAAACCUCCAACAGACGAGGUCGUACCCAUGAUUGAGAUGCCUUCUCUGACGGCAGAUGAACUGGAGGAUGCCGUCCCAACAAUGGAGGGCCUAGAGGAUGAAAUGUGUGCAGUUGCAGAGGAAACUUCACACACAGCAGAAGUGGAACAUGCACCGUAUUUGCUGCUGUCGGAUUACUCCCCUCUUAAGGCGAAGCAACCUAGACGAGAACAAACUCUCCAGGAUCACCAAGAUACUUCCUUUGAAUCCCUCCCUGCGUACCUCCCUUCAACCAGCUGGCUUGCAGACUUUGACACCGUCUACUACUGUAGCAAGUUGCCGCCAACUCCCAAGAAGCAGAACAGACCUCCGGGCAACCGUGGUUUGGAUGUGCCUUCCAGAAGAAGAAAACUUGACCUGGAGUACAAAGAACAACCACCUGUUCGCAAGCCCAAAGAGAGGUACAAACCCAAAGGCAAGGUGGACCGGAGAAGCCUCUCAGACCAUGAAUGCUGCAUUAGCAGAAACUUCAAUGAGAAUGUGUUCAAUCCUUACGUGUCCAAGAGGGAGCGUCUUUGCACCAGAUGUCUGGCGAAGCGAAGGCUCUGCACGCCUGCCAGCCCAGGACUCGAUGGUCGGAACCUACAGAGAAAAGUUCCUUUCCAACAGAGGAAUGACGCACUCUUGCCUACAUGCGAAGCCUGUAAAUCUCACUCCACAACUGGAAAACAUCUGAUGAGAAAAGCUGCGAGGGUUGAUGCCCGUGGCCGCCAUCUUGGACACGACACUGAAGGAGAGUCCUCUGAAAACGGCUCAUGCCGCACAAAAUGGAGGGCAGCUGAUGAUCUGAGGAAGAGCAACGAUCUCAAGAGGCCUCUGGCGUCCAAGCAGAACGUGGACACGCAUCCUGCAGUGAUGUACCCGAAGCUGAAGGAAAAGAACUGUGGGUGUAACGAGCCGCUGCAUCAGUCGGCUGCCUGGGAGAGGCUGCGCCACUGUCCCCACGGCAACGCCAUCCGACAAAUGGACGAGAACUGCGACUUGCCGGUUUCCCUCCAGGACAAAUGGACACACGUGGAUCAGACUUACCAGAUGCAGAGGUGGCAAACAGCAGAGAAGUCGCAGAAGGCAGCGAUGACGAACCUCGACGUCGACGGCUACAAGAAUGAAGCCAGAUCACAACACUUUAAUAAACACAAGAGAUCACAACCACAAUCACAAGAUUAAAGACAAAGACUUCUGGAUUUUAACACAAAUUAGUAGGAACACGAAGAAAAGACACAAGAUGCUGAUUUUGCACACGAGCACAAUUCAACAAAGUGAAAAACACUUUUUUAAAAAAAAAAAAGAAAUGAUGCACUUAAUUUAAAUUAUUUCCACCUAAAUCAAUUUAAAUAUAAUACAAUAAAUCACUAUGUUCACUAUUUAUUAACAUUGAAAUAAACACAUUUACGCUA